AUGUUGUCCUUAUUGAGUAGUUUCUGGGUGUCGAAAAUUUUUCGAACUCUGCAUCACAGAACGCGGUUUUCAAAUGUUUUUUCGGUGAGGAGGCUUUGUUCUUCUGGUGUGGUACUUACAAAUUCUGCUAUUAGUGAAUCGCCUGGGUUUAUUGAAGAAGGUGGGGAUAAAAUGGACGGUUCGAUAGAGAAAGGUAACGUGAUCCAACAGUGGAAACUUGAGUUUGGUAAUCAUGAAGAUGGAACUAAGGAGAGUCGUUCGUGGUCUGGUUCUCCAACCCGGAAGGGGACGUCUAAUGAGGAAGAGAGUCACCGUAGCCCGAGGCAUUCGUCUUCCUCUCUUCCGUUGGACUGGCCUCUUCAGAAAGUUGAGGAAUCACAUUUUGUCCGUUCUGAUGAUAUUCAUGGUGCAGAGAAACCCCAUUUGCAUGAGAUGAAAUUUGAGAAACACUGUUCAGAAAUUUCAGAGGUUGAGAUGAUGAAGGCAAGAUUUUCAAGAUUGCUGCUUGGAGAAGACAUGUCAGGGCGUGGAAUUGGGGUUUGCACAGCAUUGGCUAUUUCUAAGGGCAUUACAAAUCUCUAUGCUACCCUGUUUGGGAAAAUCUGGAAAUUGGAACCUUUAGAUCCAAUGAAGAAGGCGAUGUGGCGAAGAGACAAGGAAUGGCUUCUUUCUGUCAGUGAUCACAUUGUUGAGUUCACACCCGCUUGGCAGAAAUUUCCUGAUGGAAGCGAGGGUGAGGUCAUGACUUGCAGGCUCCGAGCAGAUCUUUAUGCUAAUCUCCCAGCUCUGCGUAAAUUAGAUGACAUGCUUAUUGAAACAUUAGAUAGUUUUGAAGAUACAGAGUUCUGGUAUGUCAACCAGGGGAUCCUAUCCCCUAAAGCAGAUGGCUCAUCCUCUUCCCCAGGACAUCUACAUCACCAAGAGGAAAAAUGCUGGCUACCUGUGCCUCAUGUCCCUCCCACUGGCCUCUCUGAAAAUUCAAGGAAGCACUUGCAGCAGAAACGCGAUUUCACUAAUCAAAUACGAAAAGCUGUCCGGGCCAUCAACAGCACUACUUUAGCUGAAAUGGAAGUCCCAGAGCCGUAUUUGGAAGCUCUUCCAAAGAAUGUAAGAGCUAGCUUGGGUGAUCUUAUUUAUCGAUAUAUUACGUCAGACCAGUUUUCCCCUGAAUGUGUCCUUAGCCAUCUUGAUUUCACCUCUGAACAAGCUCUUGAGGUUGCCAACAGAGUGGAGGCCUCAAUAAUUGUGUGGCAUCAAAGACACUACCCAAAACCCGUUAGUAUUAAAAGUCAACCCACUUCGAGGCAAUCAUGGAAAGCAGAGAAGGAGCUGAUGGCUGAUGCAGACAAGACAGAGUCAAUAGCAGAAAGGGCCGAGAGCCUCUUGUUUUGCAUUAAGCAGAGGUUCCCUGGCCUCCCACAGACCACCUUAGAGAUGAGUAAAGUCCAGUUCAACAAGGAUAUUGGGAAAUCCAUUUUAGAAAGCUACUCAAGAGUUUUGGAGAGCUUGGCAGCUGACAUUUUGGUUCGUGUCGAUGAUUUAUUAUAUAUGGAUGACUUGACGAAUCAGUUUUUGCCAAUCACUAGGGUUGGGGUGACUGCCCACGAGAGCAUUUCAAUUCCAUAUUUGCUGCCCGUCUCAAGCACUCCUAUUGAAACAGCUGUCACGACAUCAGGCGUUUCCCAGGGGCAGCAAGUUAUCCCUGCAAAGGCAGAGACAUCGCCAUUCUUCAAACCUAGCAAGCUUCUGCUUCGAGGGUUAAGCAAGAGAAAGCCCUCGACAGAUUUUCAGAAUACUGAGAGAAAAGGGAAAGACAAUGACAGUCACAUUGAGGGUUCAGAAUUGACUUCAAAAGCAACUGGAGAAGCGAUGGGUUUUCUUAGUACUGAGACAAAAGGGAAAGACAACAACAGUCCUAUGGAGGGUUCAGAAUUGAUUUCAAAAGCGACUGGAGAAGCAUCAGCGCCCCUAACUGGAUCAGAAUCUUUUGAGAUUUUGAGAAAAGCUAUUAGGCCUCCAUCACAGGGCUCAAUUCUGGGUCUAAUGGCUUCUGCUAGAACUUGGGGGAUCACCUACUUACAAUGAGAGCUAGGAAGCCUCUGGACCUCUAGUGAUAUCUGUCAAUGAUAAGUAAAAGACUUGGGGCGUUAUCCGCAUAAAACUCAGAUCUGCUGGUGGCGACAUGCAUUUUAUACUACCAAGAGAGGAGUUGGAUAGGUUAUUUUAUUGUUUUAAUAGUGUUUAAUGUACUACCAACAUGUUGACACCAUUAGCUUCUACUGUUGUACACAGGCCAGAAGAACAAUGGCAAAUGGCUGGUUGGGAUUUACCAUU
Messenger RNA from Vitis vinifera (wine grape), 2334 nucleotides. RefSeq names its product rop guanine nucleotide exchange factor 7. Gene Ontology annotation, molecular function: guanyl-nucleotide exchange factor activity. Gene Ontology annotation, cellular component: membrane. The record is from RefSeq and is a predicted model, not a curated record. The coding region runs from base 1 to 2085 and encodes 694 amino acids. Lineage: Eukaryota; Viridiplantae; Streptophyta; Magnoliopsida; Vitales; Vitaceae. The transcript has 7 exons.